This is a messenger RNA of Psilocybe cubensis, 2388 nucleotides long. RefSeq lists its product as uncharacterized. The coding region runs from base 1 to 2388 and encodes 795 amino acids. The transcript has 4 exons. The record is from RefSeq and is a predicted model, not a curated record. Gene Ontology annotation, biological process: silent mating-type cassette heterochromatin formation. Gene Ontology annotation, cellular component: SHREC complex; rDNA heterochromatin. NCBI's taxonomy places the organism in Eukaryota, Fungi, Basidiomycota, Agaricomycetes, Agaricales, Agrocybaceae.
AUGGCUAUCGGAGAUGCUGUUGGUUUGAAGUUGAAAUUGGCUGAGGGACCGAAAUACGUUCUUCGGGAUUUUCCCGAAGGGUAUCGACUCUUUGAUCACAAUAAGGGUCCCCACAAGGCUCCCAGACACGAUCUGUAUCUAUUCGGCCCUGUCAAGAAGCGUUUUCGUUCUGUAAAUGAGUUUAUACCCCAUGCCAUUUGGCUCAUGGGAGAUGGAUCAGAUGACUGCGAAUGCAAAUAUUGCGGCAAGGUCAAAAAACCCCAGCGUGAAAUCACAGCUUCCAUGAGCAAUAUCCUUCGCACAACACCAUCAAUGUCACCAUCACCGAAGUCCCACAGAAUCUACACUCAUCGUGACAAAGGAAAGGGUAAAGAAAAGGAGUCUACCACUCGGAGGAUCCCGCCUCGACCUCGCGAUACUAAAGUAUACGCGGCCGUCCAGCAAACAGUGACACCUAUAAAGCCUUCCUCGGGGAUCCUUCAACAGCCGAUGUUGGUAGAACGCGUCAAUGAUCUUCGCGCUAUGAACGCGACCACAUCUAUGGAACUUCGACGAUGGUUUAGAGACGGAGAGGUGAUAUGGUGUGCUUUACCCCGCCCAAUAUUAGCUCCAGAUGGUUCAAAUAAUGGGUCUAUUGAAUUUUGGCCAGGCGUCAUCGAAGAGAUCAGGGUUAAGUCGACGCCUAUCCCACGAGACGUGUCUGCUUCUAGUGUUAAUCAUAAUGUCGAUUCUGACUCUCGUACUCCCCAGCCAAGUUCUUCGUCCAUGCAAAUCGAUCCUUCGGCAGAGGGAGAUCAAGUGGGUACAAUCCUGCCCAAUACCGAUGAACCCCUACCAUGGACUGUUCGCCAGUAUACUAGAUAUAAAGUCCAACUACUGGGAAUCUCUCAUUCACUCACAAUCGAUGACUCUCAAGCCCUCCCAUACCAAGCAUACAUCCCCCCAGACCAGCUCAUCCACAACUUGACUAUACUCCCUGUUGAAAAGCUAAAUUUUGAAAGAGAAUCUUUAUUGAAGUUCAAUCCAUGUCCCCCCAAUGGCAUGACCCCACCCUUUUUCGAAGCUGUCUCUGCGUAUGCCACUGCUCUUCAAAUUGCAUCCAUCAUAUCUUCGACAUGGUGCCUUACAGAUGAUUUCACUGUCCGAUACAAUCUGCCGCCCACUCCCAAAUCAAGUUCAAAACAUAUGCCGCCACCUCCUCUACCAUCCCAAUCUGCCUCUGCUCCUCCUCUGCAAAGUUCGUCGUCACAAAUUACCCCUUCAAUGACUUUGGCCGCUGCUAUUCAAGAAGCCGGUCGUCGCAAUGCCCAGAGUAGCAGUACACCGCUUUACAAAGGCGUCUCGACUAUCGAUUCGUCAUUGCCUGCAGAACAGUCACAAAAAAUAAUAGAACGUGUCAUGGGUUUGCCUCCACCUCCCUCUCACAUUGUACAAACACGAUUCCAAGGUCUUUGGUGGGGGACCGAAAGGAUAUGGGCAAACGACUUUAUACGGCUCAAAGUUCCGCGACGCACCAUGGGACCUAAAGGUGGCCCUAAUAUAUUACCGGCAUCAGGUCCUGGUAAACGGUCGAUAGAACAAUGGCAAGCGCUGGGUAAAGAUAUCUCUGAGUUGGGAGCUGGUACCCGUGGAGUUUUCUUGCGCCUGGACGGUCUGGUGACGGUAGAUGUGAUCACUGAAAGGGGGGUGAUCAAGAAGGAGGCACGAAUCUGUGGGAUGUUGUACGAACUGGCAGAUAUCGAUUGGGAUGACCCCGAAGAAGUUGCCUCGGCUGAAAAAGCUGGCCCAAAUUCUUCUCAAGAUCAACAAAAUCCACCUGCGGGAAUUUCAGAAUCUGUUUCAGGUAACGGUAGUACAGCACCACCGAGCAACCCACCACCCUUAUCUGCGCCUGCGCAAGGCAAGGAGUUGCCUCAACCCCCCAUGGGCUACAGAUUCCGACCCAUCAUCACGCCAGGCCACGAAUUUGUUGGAUCCAUGGCUCUCAUCAGUGGUCGUUACUACCCACGAAUUUUAUCACAUCCUAAGAUGACAUCAAGGAUCAACACUGUCCUUUCUCGGUCUGUUGAAGAGGGCGGAGUGUCUGGAUUUGACAAUCUCUGGGCACUGGAGGGGCUGUCUGCGGGCUACUACAAUUCUGUGGACCCGCAGCGGUACAAGAAAAGCAGAGUUGCGAUGAUGCAGGAUGCUGAUAAACAGGCAUUAGAGGAGUUGCAGGCGUAUGUACAACUGAAGAAGGCAGAAGCAAAGAAGGACGAGGAUGCUAUGGAGCGUUUCCGUGACAAAGAACAUGAUCACCACUUGGACUGGAGCCAACUAGUCAGAUUAACGUGUCAAGGGCAUCCAGCUCCCCUUUCCAGUAGAGGAACCGUCGGCGUGCUCCCCUAA